CCAUCCCAAAUCCCAUCACACCCCCGCGGCGAGGAGUCCAGAAGCGUCUCCUCCCCUCUCCUUUCACACGCCGCCUCGCCGACUGAUUGAUCGAUCGAUCGGUGGAUUGAUUGCUGCUCAUCGACUCUUUCUCAUCACCUUCCACAUUCUUCGCGUCUCUCUUGAUACCUUGCCUUCCGACUCUGCCUCGCCGAUCCGCGCUUGGCGACGCGGUUCGUCGUGCUGGGCGGCGCCGGCCGCCGGGAGGGGCUACGCUGGUGGACUGUAGUCGCCCGUCGGGCGGAGGGGGCCCACGGGAGAGCAAUGAAGUACGGGGCGAGGAAAGAUGGGGGUGGUGGAGGUGGAGGUGGCGGCGGAGGGGGAGUGUUCGUCCCGUGCGUGGACAUCAAGUCGUUCGUGGUCUCGCUCGCCUUCCUCACGCUGUUCGUGGCGUUGUGGCAGCUCCAGCCCUACGGCUCCUUGUUCGCAGCGGCGCGCUCCACCGCCUCUGUCUCGGCCUCGCGCUGUUCCCUCGUCGCCAUGGCCGCCGCGGCGAGCACAGGCGUCGUCGUCCCUUCUGCCAACUCCACCGCUGAAACUGCCCCGAACGCGCGGGCGGCCGUUGCUAGUGCCGUCUCCGUGCGGCUGGCUAGGCCCGCGAGGCCGGUGCGGGUGGAGGACCCGAACAAGCGGGAGCUCCGGCCUUACGGCAGCGCGGCGGCGCUGUUCGUGCAGAUGGGCGCGUACCGCGGCGGCGCGCGGACGUUCGCCAUCGUGGGGUUGGCGUCCAAGCCCACCCAUGUGUUCAGCAACCCCUACUUCAAGUGCGAGUGGCUGCCCAACCCCACCGCCGGCAACCCGUCGCCGCGCCCCGUCCGCACCAAGGCGUACAAGAUGCUCCCGGACUGGGGGUACGGCCGCGUCUACACCGUCGUCGUCGUCAAUUGCACCUUCCCCUCCAACCCCAACGCCGACAACGCCGGCGGCAAGCUGCUCGUUCACGCCUACUACUCCACCACCUCCCGCCGCUACGAGCGCUUCGUCGCGCUCGAGGAGGCGCCGGGCUCCUACGACGAGUCCCGCUUCAGCCCGCCGUUCCAGUACGACUACCUCUACUGCGGCUCGUCGCUGUACGGUAACCUCAGCUCCAGCCGCAUGCGGGAGUGGAUGGCGUACCACGCGCACUUCUUCGGGCCCAGGUCGCACUUCGUCUUCCACGACGCCGGCGGCAUCAGCCCCGAGGUGAAGGCGGUGCUGGAUCCGUGGGUCCAGGCCGGUCGGCUCACGGUGCAGGACAUCCGGGCGCAAGCGGAGUACGACGGGUACUACUACAACCAGUUCUUGGUGGUGAACGACUGCCUGCACCGGUACCGGCACGCCGCCAAUUGGACCUUCUUCUUCGACGUCGACGAGUACAUUUACCUGCCCAAUGGGCAGACGCUCGACCAGGUGCUCGGCAAGCUCUCGGGAUACUCGCAGUUCACCAUCGAGCAGAAUCCCAUGUCCAGCAAGCUGUGUGUGCAGGAUCCAAGCAAGGAUUACUCAAGGGAAUGGGGGUUUGAGAAGCUUGUCUUCCGCAAUUCAAUUACCAAAGUUAGGCGAGAUCGCAAAUAUGCGAUCCAGGCCCGAAACGCAUACUCUGCCGGCGUGCACAUGUCACAAAAUGUCUAUGGGAGGACAACCCACAAGACAGAAAGCCUGAUUAGAUACUACCAUUAUCACAAUGCGAUCAAUGUUAUGGGAGAGCCUUGCAGGGAGUUCGUAUCGGUGCCAGUCAAUGGCAGUAAGUUGAUGUUUGAGGGGGUACCUUACGUAUACGAUGAUAACAUGAAGCGUCUGGCAGGAGAGAUCAAACACUUUGAGACGGAAACAAUUGGAUCUGCUCAUACAUAGAAACUGAACUACUGAAGACUCUGGUACAUAGACAUCUGAUAUUGCUUAGGAUGCAUGGUUGAGAGUUCAGAUGAACUCACGAUUCUGGCUGGUGUUGGAAGCUACUGAGGCCUUGGCCUCAAAGAUCCUUCGGAAUGGAUGAUUCUUUUUCAGGAUUUCCGUGGGAAUUGAACUGAUUUCAACAAAAAAACUUGUCAAAUUCAUGUGUUUUACAAAGGAUCCCUGAGUCUGGCCAGUAAUAGAGGGAGCUGUUUGCUGUGGGUUGUCCAAAUGGUGUACUAUAAAGUUUUGGUUCUUUAUUGACAUGCCAUUCUCUACAGGGGCACUGCUGUUUUGCUUCAUUCUCUGUUUCCGUUUUUUCCUUGUCCCCACAUAUGUUAUACAGAUCUGUGCAAACUGUAAACUGAUGGCCCUGCCUUUUACUAGAUUCUUUAAUAGAUCGCCCUACAGGAGUGCUGCUGUAUGUCAAA
Oryza brachyantha (malo sina) is the source of this 2342-nucleotide messenger RNA. RefSeq names its product galactan beta-1,4-galactosyltransferase GALS1. Bases 304 to 1872 code for a protein of 522 amino acids. The transcript is spliced from 2 exons. Lineage: Eukaryota; Viridiplantae; Streptophyta; Magnoliopsida; Poales; Poaceae. The record is from RefSeq and is a predicted model, not a curated record.